CAAUAACGCACUAUGAGAGGCCGAAAGCGGAACUUUGUGGCUUGUGUGCACUGCCGUCAAAUGAAACUGGCGUGUGACGGCCUACGAAAGUUCCCGGCUGCCUGCUCAAGAUGCACGAAGGCAGGACGAUUAUGUUCAGUCGAUCCAUCAUUCAAGCGUGUAAAAAAGAGAGAGCAAUUGGAGGCAGCCCAAAGAGAAUUGCAGGACAUAAAGCGAUCCUUGAAAGGACAUGAGCAUGGCCAAGAACCCUCAGAUAAUUCUCCCUCAACACGUGUCACACCAUAUGACAGUUUCUCGUCUCUCAGGUCUGAAAUCCACAUUUCUGAUAGUGUAUUUACUAGUAAAACAAUAGGGGGAGCUGAAAUUUCAGCAGAUUUAAUCCGAGACCUUUCAAUGGACUUUUCCGAAAAUUAUCAUCGGCAAUGCCCCUUUUUACCACCGUUUCCCACAUUUCUAGAAUAUUCCGAAGCUUGUCCUCUCCUUUUACACACCAUACUAGUUAUUAGUUUGGGAGGUAAGCCAGAGCAUGUGGAACUUUUCUCAAAGGUCGUUGACAGCGUUCGCACGAUGUCAUAUGACUCAAUGAAACCGGAACAUCUAUCGCUUCAAUCCAUGCAAGCACUCUUGUUGCUAUGUUACUGGCCUUUGCCAUAUUCAAAGAGAAUCGAGGAUCCAUUGCAUUCAUUCAUCGCCAUUGCAACCCAUAUGGGCUACCGACUGGGUCUUCACCGGCCAUCCCAUUUCGCAAUGGACUUUGAAAACAAAACCCUACUUGAUGGAAACAUAGCUAUUCUCGGACGAAUCACCUGGGCUGUCUGUUUCAUAAUGAAUGUCAGCGUCACAAGUCAACUCGGACUCCCUACCACUAUUCGCUUGGACAGAGGUCUUUUGGAAAUUCUAGCAGCGAAACCAGACUGGUUGCCAGAUACACUUUAUUAUCAGCUACAUAUUUCACGACAGGCGUUCAAUAUUGCGUCAACCCUCGAAGACUGCGGCUCUUUAUCUAACGAUGGCUUAUCAUCAGACCAGCUACCAGUAAUUCGUGUCUUUGAUACGGAGUUAAAAGCCCUCGAAUACCGCUUUUCUACGUCAUGGUCGCUAUCCGAUCAUCUUACUUUCCUGGGUUGUCGAAUGAUGCUAUACACCCUUGCUCUGACUGCAAUAUCAGAAAGUCUAGAAAAUGAUGACAGAAAUCAUGUCCUCGGUGUCGAGUCACCAUCUCACUGGGUGACCCAAGGGUAUCUCACAGCGAUAGCUACCAUUCGUACAGCGGCCUCCAUGCGAGACAAAUUAUUGACCUCCCCUACUCGUCUACAUAAGCUACUCAUGAAUGCAGUGUGUUAUCUUCUUCUACUAAAAUGCUCGAGAUACCAAGACCUUGUCGUAAGCACCACCCUCUCCAGUGGAAUUAGUCAAGGUUGGAACAUAUUACGAGGGUUGUCAAUAACACCUGGAGACUUCACCUCACGCGCGUGUCUCAUCCUUGAGCGUUUAGCGCGGUACAGUGAGAUGCUGCAACCACAAGAUAGAACGAAUGGCCUGCUUGUCCUGAAAUCUCGGAUGGGUGCGAAUAUUGCGUUCAGUACAGCGCUCAGAACAAGAGAAUUUUCAAGGAAAAUUCAGCAUUAUCAAGCGUCCAGCGAAAGUGACACAAUAGAGCAGCAUGCCGAUAAUUUAGGUAUUGAAGACCAGAGCUUCUCUAUGGAGAGCAGCUGGGAAGAUUUGUUUCUUGAUAUGGAAAUGUGGACGCGUUCCGUUGAAUGACAUCGUUAUAUCACCAAGGUCAAUAAAUACACAUCAUUAGGACUAGUUGACCUCUACCAUUUCGGACAUCCAGUAGGAUGGCCAUUUUAGUCUUAAGAUAUCUCUGGGCUAACAAUAUGCAAACUGUAUUUAUUUUCUUUUUGGAUUCAGUGGUUGUCGUCUGCUGAAUUCCACAAGAACAUUGGUCUCUCUUUAUGAUUGUCUGCAUCUGUAAUACUACCACUCCAUACUGGGUUUUGAUGUGCUGAGAUAUCAACAAAUUUCUGGGAAAACGAGAGGUAUUUAGCCUCAUAUGGGAUAGUGAUAAAGUCUAUCUUACUUCCAACAAUGUGUUCAUCUUUGCAUUCCGCCUAGGAAAGUGGCCUCAGCAACUCUUCAAUGG
Molecule: messenger RNA, 2146 nt
Organism: Talaromyces proteolyticus
Lineage: Eukaryota; Fungi; Ascomycota; Eurotiomycetes; Eurotiales; Trichocomaceae
Exons: 5
Coding region: 13-1764 (583 amino acids)
Biological process (GO): regulation of DNA-templated transcription; DNA-templated transcription
Cellular component (GO): nucleus
Molecular function (GO): zinc ion binding; transcription cis-regulatory region binding; DNA-binding transcription factor activity, RNA polymerase II-specific
Source: RefSeq, a predicted model, not a curated record